CAUAAAUUUUAGUAUAUUUUAGUGCAUAGAGUUCUCAACAUCAAAAUUUAAAUGAAUUAUUGUUGCCAUAGAAAGCAAAAUAUGAAUCAAUCUAAAAUUUCAGGUUCUGUGCAACAAGGAAGUGGUACUAACUUAUACGACCACGCUCCGGCAGGUUCUAUUCUUUCUCCAGUGAAUUAUAUCAUACGGAAUCCUCAUGCGCAAGUUGCAAAGCCAAAAAUAUAUAAGUUGGUGCUCGCCUUGUACGAUUUCAAAGCCACACAAUAUGCUUGGGGCAUUUCAUUCAAAGAGGGUGACAAGAUGGUCAUCUUUAGGGAAUCCAAUAAAAACUGGUGGUUUGCUCGAAACUUGAGGACCAAACAAGUGGGACACGUCCCUUCCAACUUUGUCGAUGACGAGCAAAAUGUGAUCAAAGGCGAAGUUUGGUUCUUUGGCCACACUAGUAAGGAAGAAGCGGUAAAUUUGUUGCUAACGGACGGCAAUCCCCGCGGAACGUUCCUUAUCAGAAAGUCUACAUUGAACCCAAAAAACUAUGUGUUGAGCGUGAGGGAAAAGGUUGACCAAGUCAGGCACUACGAAAUCAUAGCGAUCCCCGCCAAGGCACAGUUUUACAUCGUGGACAAUCAACCCUUCCUAACCCUACAGACUCUCGUAAAAUUCUACAGCAAAAAUCCAUAUGGAAUUUUCUGCAGACUGACUCGACCAUGUCCAAAACCGCUGCCAGGAAUGUGGGAAUCAACUAUUGAAACUAUUAGAGAGAUCGACUUGGAAACAAUUUUACCUGUCUUGAAGUUGUCCCUGGCCAUAUUCGUUCUCAUGACAAUCUUUACAUUGUAUUCUCACCCUCUAACUGACCGAUAUGUUUACUUAUUCAAACAGUAUUAUAAAAAAACCUUCAGAAGACAAAGAUAUGAUUGAAAUAUUUGGACAAAAUUUAAUAUUUAUUUAACGUGAUUUAACGCAACUUUUUAAUAAUAAUAAAAAAACUAAUUACGUUUUUUUUUCAUUCUUAUUCUAAUCACACUGGUCCUAGAAGUUGCUAAAAGCUCAAAAAUUCUUGUACAAUCAUUACAAUCUGCGUAUUGUUGAUUGUUGUGAAAGCUUUGGAUUUAAGCGCAGAGCAAAAAAAAAAGCACUUUCGGUUUGGGUCUCGUUGGCCCUCGGUUCAGUCCCUCAUCAAUCACGCGGCGUCGAUGGUCUGUCGUCGGCGGCAUAAUUGUUUUAUUAACUCGUCUGAAACACAAUCAGCCGUAUAGUUUUGACAAAUGGAUUCGCUCAAUAAGUGACGGCGCAAAAAGUAUUGAAUUUGACAAAGAUUUAUGGUGCUCGGGCCCUUUUGCAAUUAAUGAGACUGAACGAGAACCAGCAGAAAAAUAUUAAGGGCAGAGUAAGUAGAUGCUUCCUUUCCUCGCUCUCCAUUUUUAAUCUGUUGGUUAAUAAAAAAUAAACUAGUUGAAAUUUUAUUACACAGUAAAAUAAAUUUUAUUAAAAUAAAUGGCUCAAUCUAAUUCAAUGAUCCUUAAAUAUUUAUUUU
This is a messenger RNA of Neocloeon triangulifer, 1534 nucleotides long. RefSeq names its product tyrosine-protein kinase Src64B-like. Lineage: Eukaryota; Metazoa; Arthropoda; Insecta; Ephemeroptera; Baetidae. The coding region runs from base 52 to 918 and encodes 288 amino acids. Gene Ontology annotation, molecular function: protein binding. The transcript has 6 exons. The record is from RefSeq and is a predicted model, not a curated record.